AUGUCUGAGCAAGAAGCGAAGAAAACUGACGACUACCUUGACAGCCUACUAAUGAUAGCGAAAAGCAACGUUGUAAAUGAUCAUUUAGAAACUCUCAAAAACUUACCAAGAGCGGCUAGAGGCUUUCGUAUCAAAGCUGAUCUUAAAAUGUCUACAAAUGGUCGCGGGGUCGGUGUGUUUGCGGCCGAGUUUCUAUCGGCUGGGACACGGAUAGAGACUGAUCGAGUCCAUACGGCUUUUACACGGGAACAGGCGUACGCAUUUCUAGAAGCCGCACCAAACGACGAGCAAAGAAAAUGGUGGCUAGAACAUAUUUAUUGCUUGGAUGGUGUGAUGAAAACUGAUAUGGAUGAGCUUGACACAAUAUGAUGGUGAAUCAUUGUGAUAAUCCGACUGUAGUUACACGAGAAGAUGGUUUUGAUUAUACUACGAGAGAUGUUAAUAUAGGAGAGGAAUUGACUGAAGAUUAUAGGACGUAUGAAAUGGUACCUUAUUAUGAAGAACUAUGUAAGAAGUACGGCGUUGAAGGUUUUAGUGAUGAGUGGAAAUAA
This is a messenger RNA of Paramuricea clavata, 551 nucleotides long. The record is from the annotation of a GenBank genome assembly. Lineage: Eukaryota; Metazoa; Cnidaria; Anthozoa; Malacalcyonacea; Plexauridae.